This is a messenger RNA of Spea bombifrons (plains spadefoot toad), 12254 nucleotides long. It is a transcript of the gene DNAH7, whose product is annotated as dynein axonemal heavy chain 7. NCBI's taxonomy places the organism in Eukaryota, Metazoa, Chordata, Amphibia, Anura, Pelobatidae. Bases 135 to 12131 code for a protein of 3998 amino acids. The transcript has 64 exons. Gene Ontology annotation, biological process: microtubule-based movement. The record is from RefSeq and is a predicted model, not a curated record. Gene Ontology annotation, molecular function: ATP binding; calcium ion binding; dynein light intermediate chain binding. Gene Ontology annotation, cellular component: dynein complex.
GCUGUCAUGUUUCGUGGUCGGUUGCUUAGAUACAGGAGAUCAACAGCCCUUCGCCUCUGAAACACAGCGGAGAAGUGACUGACGUUCAGAAAUUUCCAUGCAGUUUAAAGCUCAUUUCUGACUCGACUGAAGCAAUGGAGCAGCCGUCCAAAUUCAGCAAGGGGAAAUUUCCAAAGACUACUUUUUUACCCCAGUUGCCGGAGGUGAGCUCCAAGCCACAUUGGACAAAUACUCCACCUUCAUUCCUUCUCAGAGACAAGACUGAAGAUGAACAAAACGAUACAUACAAUCCUUACGUCCUGAGGCCCAGAAUGCUUCUCAUCCCCAAACAAAGAAGAAAUAAGCUUCUGGAUAGUGGCUUUCCUCAAUAUAAAUCACCAAGAACUGAUCAUUUAUCUGUUGGACCUUCAAAGAUCCAGCCAAAAAAGGACCAAGAACAUUUCAGAAGUGCCCUUGUUGACAUCAUCAUGCAAAGAGAUGCAGCUACUGUCCAAUCCUUUCAGCUUGAUCAUAGUCAUCCAACAACAGCACAAUCUGCUCUAGAUAAAGAUAUAUUGCGAUACAGUUAUUACAUAAGCCAUGGAAUUGAUACAGAACAUGUGGCACCAAUGGAAGAAUCGUGGCUGGAAAAUGUUUUGGAGCUGGUUCCUGAUCAUUUAAAAGUUUAUAAGGAGAAAAUUGAUUUGCUAUCAGAUGAAAUGAAAGAAGAUUACCUUCUGAGUGUGAAGAAAGCAAUUGUCGAUUUUGUGUUAAAAGAUCCAAGGGGAAAAGAUGAAAAUAAGGAAACAGAUCUCCCUGCACAUCGUUUGGAGUUGGAAAUUGUGCCAAAGCCAUGGAAGAAAUCGUUUUGGGCAAAUUUCAAGUUGAUAAAGGAGAACCUAAAUACCAUAAACCCAACAAUGGCUGCUGUCUUAGACUUGUGGCAUUCAUCGUUUGUGCAAUUACGUCUUAUUGAUACUGAUGAAUUUCACAAUCGCCAGGAGGCAAUGGAACUUACCAUUUUUCAAAAUCUUGUCACAAGACACCUUGAUGCUACUAAAGACAAACUGCUGAAAAAAUGGUUUCCAGAAAUUCAAAAUAUAUAUUACCAAGGAAAUAAGAAGAAACACAUUCCCGCUAACAACAAGAAACUUGAAUCUUUUUUCAAUUGUGCUGCCACUUUAAUGACUGAGCAGCUCCAAAGUCUUGCACUGGUGUCCAUGAAGGAUUACACAGACUUGAUAGUACAGCCACUGGGUUCUGUUCGCGCCUACGAACAUCCUGGCUUUAUAAUGAGGCUGAUACUGGACAAUGUCUCCAUUAAAUUUGAACCAGACUUUAAUGACUAUGAAACUGUCCUGUUGAAUGUUUAUGACUUAAUGAUCAAAGUGGUUAAUCUUGUGCCAAGAGUGGAGACAAAACUUUAUUCAGAAUGGGAUAAUCAAUCUAAAUCAUCUCUAAGGCCCAUCAUCCUAGAGGAAAUUUUAGAUGAACACAAGCAAAAAGUGAAAGAAUAUAUUGUCUCGGAGAGUUUUUUACCAAAGGAGCACUUGAAACUAUAUGAUAAAUAUAAUGUAUUGAUAAGUAAACAAGCUGAUUUGGAUGUGGAUCAGUUCUUGGCUGAAGAGCAUACAUUUGAGGAGAUUAUGAGGGAGGUUAAGAAAUAUGAAACACUCACAGAUGAAAUCCAGUAUACUUCUAGAAAGUUCAUUCGUUUGGGAAUGUUUGAACUGCACUGUGAUGAAUUGAUCAGGGCUUUGGCAAAGCGUUCGGAGGCUAUUUGUGGAAAGCUGGUCGCAAAAAUGUUCAGAGAUCACCAGGAGACCAAUAAGAGGUUGUGUGAUGAAUUUGAGAAAAUAGCAGAAAAGGCUCUAAGUACUCCUCCAAACACAAAGGAGCUCAUGGCACUGAAGGAAUACAUCCAGAAAGUGGAAUCCGAAGAUAUGUUGGCUCUGGAGCAGAAGCUUAUUGGGGCUAAGAAUCGCCUCGCCUUCCUGGUGGAUUAUGUCACAUUUUCUCCUGCAGACAUUCGUUUGAAUAACAGUACUUUCCAGUGGUACAAUCGUAUGGGAAAUAUUUUUGAGGAACACAGGAAAAUUACGAAAGAUAAAACUGAACAGUAUCAAGAAGGACUUAAACUUCGCUGUGAGAGGUUUAUUGAAGAACUGGAGAACUAUGCCAAACAGGUUGUUGAAUUUGAAGCUUAUGGUGACUUUCAGGAGGUUAACCGAUAUCUCAAAAAGGCACAAGCACUGAAUUCUAAACUGGACCUUGCAGUAGAAAAGGUUGAUCAACUUAAUGCAGAAGAAGAAGCAUUUGGUUUGGCAGCUUCCCAAUACCCUCAAAGGAAGAAAGUUCAAGAUUCUCUCAAUCCAUACUUGAGACUGUAUGAGAUUAUAGUUGAGUUCAAUACCAAGUACAAAAGUUGGAUGGAAGGUCCAUAUUCUGACGUAAACCCUGACCUUGUGGAGCAAGAUGUAGGAAACUAUUGGAGAGUGCUGUACAAACUUGAAAGAACAUUUCACGACUUUCCAAACGCCCUUUCACUGACUUCUCAAAUCAAAGCCAAGGUGGAAGAAUUCAGGGGAUGUAUACCUCUUAUACAAAUUGUUUGCAACCCAGGACUGCGUGAUAGGCAUUGGGAGGCAAUGUCUGCCGUUGUUGGCUAUUCUAUUAAACCACAAGAUGACACCAGUGUUCAGAAAUUUGUAGAAAUGAAGCUCCAAUCGUUUCUUGAAAAAUUUGAAAGCAUAAGUGAGUCUGCCAGCAAGGAAUAUUCCCUUGAAAAAGCAAUGGAGAAAAUGAUAUCUGAGUGGGAUAAAAUGGAGUUUACGCUCCUUCCUUACAGAGAAACAGGAACCUACAUACUUUCAUCUGUGGAUGAUAUACAGAUGUUGUUAGAUGACCAUAUUGUCAAGACACAAACCAUGAGGGGAUCUCCUUUUAUUAAGGCUUUUGAAAAGGAAAUAAGAGAAUGGGAGGGAAAGCUGCUGCUACUACAGGAGAUCCUGGAUGAGUGGCUAAAGGUUCAAGCCACUUGGCUGUACUUAGAACCCAUUUUUAGUUCCCCAGAUAUCAUGGCUCAAAUGCCAGAAGAAGGCAGACGCUUCUCUACUGUAGAUAAAACAUGGAGAGACCUCAUGAAGCUAGUGCUUUUGGACAAAAAUGUUCUUGCUGUAGUGAAUAUUGAAAAAAUGCUGGAAAAAUUCAAAAAAUCGAAUGAGUUUCUGGAACUUAUUCUAAAAGGGCUCAAUGACUACUUGGAAAAGAAGCGCUUGUUUUUCCCCAGAUUCUUCUUUUUGUCCAAUGAUGAGCUGCUUGAGAUUCUGUCAGAAACAAAGGAUCCUACAAGAGUUCAACCUCACUUAAAAAAAUGUUUUGAAGGAAUAGCUAAGGUGGAAUUUACAGAUGUCUUGGAUAUCACACACAUGAAUAGUAGUGAAGGUGAGGUGGUGCAGCUCAUAAAUACAAUUUCAACUUCUAAAGCAAGAGGCCAAGUAGAAAAAUGGCUAGUUGAACUUGAAUCUGCAAUGAUUAACUCAAUUCACAAGGUGAUUGGUGAAGCCAUUGAAGCUUACCCCAGAACAACUCGGAUAGAUUGGGUGAGAGAGUGGCCAGGGCAGACUGUCCUCUGCGUGUCUCAGUGCUUCUGGACACAAGAAGUUCAGCUCUCUAUCAGAAAAGGUCAACAGGCACUUGAGCAAUACCUGGAACAGAAUAAUAAACAAAUUGAUGACAUUGUUGCUUUGGUAAGAGGGACGCUGUCAAAGCAGAACCGCGUGACACUCGGCGCACUUGUAGUUUUGGACGUUCAUGCCAGAGACGUAUUGGCAGCUCUCGUCAAUAAACAAGUUAGGGAUGAAAAUGAUUUCGAAUGGUUAAGUCAGCUGCGGUACUAUUGGGAGGAGGGACAUCUUCAAACAAAGAUGAUUAAUGCAGGACUGCAAUAUGGAUAUGAAUAUCUUGGCAAUACCCCUAGACUGGUUAUUACUCCUUUAACAGACAGAUGCUACAGAACUUUAUUUGGUGCGCUUAAUCUCCAUCUUGGUGGAGCUCCUGAGGGACCAGCAGGAACAGGAAAAACUGAAACCACUAAAGAUCUGGCAAAAGCAGUAGCCAAACAAUGCGUUGUUUUCAAUUGUUCUGAUGGAUUGGACUACCUUGCUUUAGGGAAAUUCUUCAAGGGUUUACUUUCUUGUGGAGCCUGGGCUUGCUUUGACGAGUUUAACAGAAUUGAUUUAGAAGUGCUCUCUGUGGUUGCUCAACAAAUUCUUACCAUCCAAAGAGGUAUCAAUUCAGGAUCUAAUUUGUUAAUGUUUGAGGGCACUGAAUUGAAAUUGAACCCUACAUGUGCUGUCUUUAUCACUAUGAAUCCGGGAUAUGCGGGCCGCUCAGAACUCCCUGACAAUCUUAAGGCUCUCUUCAGGACAGUAGCUAUGAUGGUGCCUGACUAUGCAAUGAUAGCAGAGAUUGUUUUGUAUUCCUGUGGCUUUGUCACUGCCCGGCCACUGUCUGUGAAAAUUGUCGCAACAUACCGGCUCUGUUCUGAACAGCUGUCGUCCCAGCAUCACUAUGAUUAUGGCAUGAGAGCCGUAAAAUCAGUGCUGACAGCUGCAGGCAACCUGAAGCUCAAAUAUCCAACAGAAAAUGAAGAAAUUUUGCUGCUCAGAUCCAUCAUUGAUGUAAACCUACCCAAAUUUUUGUCUCAUGAUUUGCCACUGUUUGAGGGAAUAACUUCUGAUUUGUUUCCUGGAGUGAAACUUCCGAAAGCAGACUACAAAGUCUUCAUGGAUGCUAUCAAGGAAAACUGUGAACGUAUGAAUCUGCAGAUGACUAGUUUCUUUGCAGAGAAGAUUUUGCAGAUCUUUGAAAUGAUGAUUGUGCGGCAUGGCUUUAUGAUUGUUGGAGAACCUUUUGGUGGAAAGACCAGUGCAUAUCGAGUUUUGGCUGGUGCUUUGAAUGACAUAAGUGAAAAGGGUCUGUUAGAUGAAAACAAAGUUCAAAUUACAGUUCUUAAUCCCAAAUCUAUAACCAUGGGACAGCUUUAUGGACAGUUUGAUCCUGUUUCACACGAGUGGUCAGAUGGAAUAUUGGCCGUCAGUUUCAGGGCAUUUGCUUCUUCAACUACCCCAGACAGAAAAUGGCUCAUAUUUGAUGGACCAGUGGAUGCUGUUUGGAUUGAAAAUAUGAACACAGUAUUGGAUGAUAACAAAAAGUUGUGUUUGAUGAGUGGAGAGAUUAUCCAAAUGUCUCCUCAAAUGAGUCUCAUCUUUGAACCUAUGGAUCUAGAAGUGGCUUCACCUGCAACUGUAUCCAGGUGCGGUAUGAUUUAUAUGGAGCCCCAUAUGCUUGGAUGGAGACCAGUUAUGGUAUCAUGGAUGAAUCUUUUACCUGCUGGGCUAAGCCAAAUGCAUAAGAAAAUUAUUGAAGGAUUAUUUGACAGAAUGGUUCCGCCUUGUCUUCAGAUGAUUCGGAAAUGUGCCAAGGAAUUGUCUCCAACUUCUGAUACAAAUUUAGUUCGCUCCCUAAUGAAUUUCAUGGACUGCAUGAUAGAUGAAUUUGCUGAUGAAUCUGUAAUUCAGACUAUGAAUGAGCGGGAUAUUUGCUCUUGGCUGGAGGGUAUAUUCUUGUUUUCAUUGAUUUGGUCCAUCGGAGGAAGUUGCAAAGAGGACGAUCGACUCAAGUUUGAUAAACUCCUUAGAGAAAUCAUGGAAGGACCACUCAGUGAAGAAACGAGAAUGCGAUUCAAAAUUCUGCAUCCUGUGGAUCCACCAGAAAAACAAUUCACUGUACCAAUCCCAAAAGAAAACACAGUUUAUGAGUAUAGGUUUGUUAAAGAGGGUGUUGGAAGAUGGGAAUUGUGGACAGAAGGACUGAGUUCAGCACCACCUAUUCCUCGUGAUAUGAUGUUUAAUGAAAUCAUAGUGCCUACUGCAGACACAGUAAGGUACACAGCACUGAUGAGUUUACUAACAACACAUCAAAAGCCUUCGGUUUUUGUUGGGCCAACGGGUACUGGAAAGAGCACUUACAUUAUUGACUUCCUAUUAAAUCAAUUAGACAAAGAUACCUACAAACCUUUGAUAAUCAACUUCUCAGCACAGACUACGGCAGCCCAAACACAGAAUAUCAUCAUGUCUAAGUUGGAUAAGAGGAGAAAGGGACUGUUUGGUCCUCCACUUGGGAAAAAAAUGGUGGUGUUUGUAGAUGAUGUGAACAUGCCUGCACGAGAGGUUUAUGGGGCUCAGCCUCCAGUAGAAUUGCUUCGGCAGUGGUUAGAUCACUGGAAUUGGUAUGACCUCAAGGACUGUUCAAUGAUCAAGCUGGUUGACAUUCAGAUAAUGUGUGCGAUGGGUCCAGCAGGUGGUGGAAGGAACCCAAUUACUCCAAGGUUUCUUCGACAUUUCAACACUGUAACAAUUAAUGAAUUUGAUGACAAUUCCAUGUACACAAUAUUCUCCAGGAUUUUAGAAUGGCAUCUGUCAAUAAGAUAUAAUUUUCCUGGUGAAUAUGCAGCCUUAACACCACAAAUUAUACACAGUACCAUGGCGGUAUACAAAGAAGCAAUGAAGAAUCUACUUCCUACGCCAACAAAAUCUCACUAUCUUUUCAAUCUUCGUGACUUCUCUCGAGUGAUUCAAGGGAUUUGUUUGUCAAGACCUGAAACAUCAGAUUCUCCACUACUGAUUAAACGCAUGUGGGUCCAUGAGGUUCUCAGAGUUUAUUAUGAUCGCCUGGUGGAUAAUGCUGACCGGUCUUGGCUUGUUGGAUACAUUGAAGAGGUGGUGAAAAGUCACAUGCGGGAAGACUUCCAUCAGCUGUUUCAGCAUCUUGAUUUCAAUGAUGAUGGCAAAGUUGAGGAGGAUGAUUUGCGCAGCUUAAUGUUCUGUGACUUCCAUGACCCUAAAAGGGAAGACACAAAUUACAGAGAAAUAAGGGAUGUUGAUAAACUAUGUUCAGUUGUGGAGAGCCACCUUGAAGAAUUUAACAACAUUAGCAAGAAGCCAAUGAAUCUUGUGCUGUUCAGAUUUGCUAUUGAACACAUAUGCAGAAUAUCACGUAUUUUGAAGCAACCUAGGAGCCAUGCUCUUCUAGUUGGUGUUGGUGGAAGUGGACGUCAGUCAGUCACUAGAUUAGCUGUACAUAUGGCUGACCAGAGACUAUUCCAAGUUGAAAUUUCUAAGAGUUAUGGUAAUGCUGAGUGGCGUGAAGACCUGAAACAGAUUCUUAGGAGAUCUACCGAAGGAGAGAUGCAAGGUGUAUUUUUGUUCACUGACACCCAGAUCAAAAAGGAAUCUUUCUUAGAAGAUAUAAACAAUUUACUAAAUGCUGGAGAGGUGCCAAACCUUUUUGCACCUGAUGAAAAGCAAGAAAUCUGUGAACGGAUGCGACAAAUAGAUCGUCAAAGGGAUAAGUCAAAGCAAACUGAUGGAAGCCCUCUGGCUCUAUUUAACUUAUUCAUUGACCGGUGUCGUGACCAGCUGCAUGUGGUCCUGGCCAUGAGUCCAAUUGGCGAUGCAUUUCGUAACCGACUCCGCAAGUUUCCAGCCCUUGUUAAUUGUUGUACAAUUGACUGGUUUCAGACAUGGCCAGAAGAUGCCCUGCAAGCUGUUGCCACUCGCUUUCUUGAGGAUAUUGAAAUGUCAGAUGACAUUCGAAAUGGUUGCAUUGACAUGUGUAAAAGUUUCCAUACAUCUACGAUGGCUUUGUCUGAGAAAUUCCGCCAUGAACUUCAAAGAUACAACUAUGUGACCCCUACAUCAUAUCUGGAAUUGAUCUCCACAUUUAAAACUUUACUGGAGAAAAAGCGGUCAGAGGUUAUGUCAAUGAAGCGGAGAUAUGAAGUGGGUUUAGAGAAGCUGGAAUCUGCUUCAUCUCAGGUGUCCACUAUGCAGAGCGAAUUAGAGGCCCUUCAGCCUCAGCUAAAGGUGGCCAGCAGAGAAGUUGAUGAGAUGAUGGUAGUUAUUGAAAGAGAAUCCAUAGAGGUGGCCAAGACAGAGAAGAUUGUAAAAGCAGACGAAGCUGUGGCUAAUGAACAGGCUAUGGCAGCCAAAGCAAUCAAGGAUGAAUGUGACAGCGACCUGGCACAAGCUUUGCCAGUUCUGGAAUCUGCUCUUGCUGCUCUGGACACUCUUACUGGACAGGAUAUCACAGUGGUGAAGACCAUGAAUAAUCCCCCUGCUGGAGUUAAGCUUGUUAUGGAGGCAAUUUGCAUUUUGAAAGGAGUCAAACCAGACAAAAUUCCAGAUCCUUCUGGCUCAGGAAAAAAAAUUGAGGAUUUCUGGGGACCAGCAAGGAGAAUUUUGGGUGACAUAAAAUUUCUUCAGUCACUUCAUGAAUAUGACAAGGAUAACAUUCCACCUGCAUAUAUGAGCAUCAUAAGGAAGCAGUAUAUCACCAAUGCUGAAUUUGUUCCAGAUAAGAUCCGUAAUGCAUCGACUGCAGCCGAAGGACUCUGUAAAUGGGUGGUUGCCAUGGAUUCCUAUGACAAAGUGGCCAAGAUUGUUGCUCCAAAAAAAGUAAAGCUGAAGCAAGCUGAGAGUGAACUAAAAGUUGCAAUGGAUGGUCUGAGGAAGAAGCAAGCAGCUCUGAAGGAAGUUCAAGAUAAAUUGGCUAAACUGGAAGAAAAACUUGAAGAAAACAAGCAAAAGAAAGCAGACUUGGAAAACCAGGUUGAUUUGUGCAGCAAAAAACUUGAUCGUGCUGAGCAGCUGAUUGGAGGAUUAGGUGGUGAGAAAACAAGAUGGAGCCAAACAGCAAUAGAACUAGGAAAACUAUAUAUCAACCUUACUGGAGAUAUCCUUAUUUCUUCUGGGAUUGUGGCUUAUCAAGGUGCAUUUACUUCAAGCUUCCGGCAGAUGCAAACAAAAGAAUGGACUUCCCUAUGCAAAACUAAAAAUAUACACUGCUCAGAAGAUUUUUCUCUUGCAACCACUUUAGGAGAGCCUGUGAAAAUCCGAGCAUGGAACAUUGCCGGUUUACCCUCUGACAGCUUCUCUAUUGAUAAUGGAAUUAUUAUUUCGAACGCAAGACGGUGGCCCUUGAUGAUUGAUCCGCAGGGUCAAGCAAAUAAAUGGGUGAAGAAUAUGGAAAAAGCGAAUAGCCUUCAUAUAAUUAAGCUAAGUGAUCCUGACUUUGUGAGGACGCUAGAAAACUGCAUCCAGUUUGGUACCCCAGUGUUAUUGGAAAAUGUGGGUGAAGAACUGGAUCCUAUUCUUGAGCCUCUUCUACUAAAGCAGACAUUUAAACAAGGAGGGAGUAUAUGCAUUCGUCUGGGAGAUUCCACCAUUGAGUAUGCUCCAGACUUUCGGUUCUAUAUUACCACUAAGCUAAGAAAUCCUCACUAUUUACCAGAAACAUCUGUAAAGGUCACCUUGCUGAAUUUUAUGAUCACUCCUGAGGGAAUGCAGGAUCAACUGUUGGGAAUUGUUGUUGCUCGAGAAAGACCCGAUCUCGAAGAAGAAAAGCAAGCACUGAUUCUUCAAGGUGCAGAAAACAAAAGGCAGCUAAAAGAAAUUGAGGACAAGAUAUUAGAAGUACUAUCAUCUUCAGAAGGAAAUAUAUUGGAAGAUGAAACUGCCAUUAAAAUAUUGUCUUCCUCCAAGGCUCUGGCAAAUGAGAUUUCUGAGAAACAAGCUGUGGCUGAGGCAACAGAGAAGAAGAUUGAUGCCACCCGAAUGGGCUACCGCCCAAUCUCUGUUCAUUCUUCAAUUCUGUUUUUUUCCAUUGCUGAUUUAGCCAACAUUGAACCCAUGUACCAAUACUCUCUUACAUGGUUCAUUAAUCUUUUUAUUAUGUCAAUUGAUCACUCAGAAAAGUCUGAACAUUUAGAGAAAAGGCUCCAAAUAUUAAAGGAUCAUUUUACAUUUUCUCUCUAUACAAAUGUAUGCCGUUCACUGUUUGAAAAAGACAAGCUGCUCUUUUCCUUCUGUUUAACAGUAAACCUUUUGAAACACAAAAAACUGGUUGAUGAUGAUGAAUGGAAAUUCUUGUUGACUGGUGGAAUUGGACUAGACAAUCCACACUCCAAUCCAUGUACAUGGCUUCCUCAAAUAUCUUGGGAUGAAAUUUGCCGGUUAGACAGUUUGGCAAGAUUCAAAGGCAUCCGUAAGGAUUUUAUGAGACUUAAGGAUGGAUGGAAAUCAGUGUAUGAUAGCUUGGAACCACACCAUGAGGCUUUCCCUUCUGAAUGGCAAGAAAAAGUGGGUCAGUUUCAGCGAAUGCUCAUCAUCCGAUGCCUACGGCCUGACAAAAUUAUUCCAAUGGUUCAAGAAUUUGUUACUGAAAACUUGGGAAGACCAUUUAUUGAACCUCCUCCAUUUGAUCUUUCCAAAGCAUUUGGGGACAGCCACUGCUGCGCCCCACUAAUUUUUAUCUUGUCUCCUGGUGCUGAUCCGAUGGCAGCACUGUUAAAAUUUGCUGAUGACCAGGGUUUUGGGGGAUCAAAGUUGAGUUCACUGUCUCUUGGGCAAGGCCAAGGCCCCAUUGCCUUACGCAUGACUGAAAAGGCUAUCAAAGAAGGCAGCUGGGUGGUUCUUCAGAAUUGCCAUUUAGCUACAUCAUGGAUGCCAAUGCUGGAAAAAGUCUGUGAGGAGCUGAAUCCUGAGACAACACAUCCAGAUUUCCGCCUCUGGCUUACAAGUUACCCAUCGCCAAACUUCCCUGUGUCUGUACUACAGAACGGAGUGAAGAUGACUAAUGAGGCACCCAAAGGCUUGCGUUCCAAUAUAAUCCGCUCGUACCUGAUGGAUCCUAUCUCUGAUCCGGAUUUUUUCACUAGCUGCAAAAAGCUUCCGGAGUUCAAGAAGAUGUUAUUUGGUCUGUGCUUCUUUCAUGCUUUGGUUCAAGAACGGCGGAAGUUUGGCCCUCUAGGAUGGAAUAUUCCUUAUGAAUUCAAUGAGACGGAUAUGAGGAUCAGCGUGCAACAGCUUCACAUGUUUUUGAAUCAAUACGAUGACGUACCAUAUGAUGCCGUUCGAUAUAUGACUGGAGAGUGUAACUACGGUGGAAGAGUAACUGAUGACUGGGAUCGGCGGACGCUGCGUAGCAUUCUGAAUAAAUUCUACUGCGCAGAUAUCAUUACAAAUGCAGACUACAAAUUUGACUCUAGUGGCAUUUAUUAUGCACCAUCUGAUGGAGACUACGACCAUUACAUCGAGUAUACAAAGAGCCUUCCACUGAACCCUUCCCCUGAGAUUUUUGGUAUGAAUGCUAAUGCGGACAUCACUAAGGAUCAGUCAGAAACUCAGCAACUGUUUGACAAUAUCCUUCUGACUCAGUCACGGUCUUCGGGUGGUGGAGGAAAAACUUCAGAUGAAACCGUUUAUGAGGUGUCUGCAGAUAUUCUAAGCAAACUUCCUAUGAAUUUCGACAUUGAAGCUGCAAUGAGAAAAUACCCAACUACAUACACACAAAGCAUGAACACUGUCCUUGUUCAGGAAAUGGGACGAUUUAAUAAAUUGCUGUCUACCAUAAGAGAUUCGUGUGUCAAUAUACAGAAGGCGAUUAAGGGGUUGGUAGUUAUGUCAUCUGAACUGGAAGAGGUAGUGAUCAGCAUUCUGAAAGGCAAGAUUCCAGGAAUGUGGAUGAAGAAAUCCUACCCAAGUCUUAAACCGCUUGGCAGUUACGUUAAUGACUUUCUCGCCAGGCUGACAUUUUUACAGGACUGGUAUGAGAAUGGGACUCCUCCAGUCUUUUGGUUGUCUGGAUUCUUCUUCACACAAGCCUUCCUAACAGGAGCCCAACAGAACUAUGCACGGAAAUAUACUAUUCCGAUUGAUCUGCUGGGUUUUGACUUUGAAGUUCUAGAAGAUAAGGAGUACAAACAUGCACCAGAAGAUGGUGUUUAUAUCCGUGGAUUGUUCUUGGAUGGUGCGCGUUGGGACAGAAAAAUGAAAAAAUUAGCUGAAUCAUAUCCAAAGAUCCUUUAUGACACCGUACCGACGAUGUGGCUGAAGCCGUGUAAACGAACAGACAUCCCACAGAGACCGUGUUACCUGGCACCUGUUUAUAAAACCAGCGAAAGAAGAGGGACCUUGUCGACUACUGGACAUUCUACAAAUUUUGUCAUUGCGAUGACUCUUCUGUCGGACAAGCCACAGGAGCACUGGAUUGGACGAGGCGUUGCUUUAUUAUGCCAACUAAAUUCAUAAGUACUCUUGUAAGAGCACAACUGGACUUAAUCUUACCUUUACCUUAAGUUACAAAAGCGUAACCAAAUGCUACAUGAAACAUGUUUGAAAUGUUCAAUAACUAAUAAAUACAAGUGUCCGAUG